AUGAGUGAUGAACAGCGGACGUCUUUGAAAUGUCUGCUAUGUAAUGAACCUGGGAAUUCCCAAGAAGUUUCCGAAUCUCCCGAACAAACAGAACAAUCCAGCGAUGAUGAACAGUCUGAAAGUGACGAUGAUUUUGGAGAAUGGUGCCCCGGGGAUGGGGUCUGCCCCCCGUCAUCGCAGUUUGAUGCAUAUCAUUACGCAAGCUAUGAACUUUGGAAAAGAGCAGUUCUGAUGAAACCUGCGAGCUCAAACCCCGUUGUCUCCUAUAUAGAGGCAUUCGUGCUUAUGCUGGAAAACGUCCCCCCUUUCUUUCACAACCCUCCAGAAGGGGUCAAUCUGGACGGUGGUCCUAAGUCUCCGCUUACCUUACAAUCGUCCCUGCGCAUCGGAACAACAGAAGAUACGAGCUGUGAUCAGUCUGAAAGGCCCAUUGAUUAUUUCCAGUGCCUCGGGUUUCCUACCCCCUCAGUGUAUAAGACGGACACCGAGACGCAAUUGCCCGCCACCCACCUUUGCUCCGUACCUAUCCGAUCCAGAUAUCUUACGAGUAUCAUCUUAGCCUGGUCUUAUAUUAUAUCCUGUCGCUGGGUAGAGAUACUUCAACAGGCUGGCCAAAAGAGUUUGAUUCUUCACGGCCAAGGGGCGCAGCUGACCGAGUGCUUUUGGAGCAUCGUCAUACGAAGUCAAUGGAUGGCCCAGGUGAAAGUUCGGAAGGAGGCAUCAUACGCGCCAUGGAUGCUGAGAGAAGAAAGAAUGGAGGUAGAAAGACACCACAACAGUUACUGGACGGCAGUUUCCCCUAAUUCCUCACUUGCCUUCGAAUUCCUCCUGGAAUUUUGCAUAUCGGAAGGUCUUGAAGCAGAACUACUUAUUGGACUGGCCUCUGUAUUGAUGCUCACGUCGCGAAACACACCUCCUCCAAAGCUUGCUCCUCCCAUAGAGAUCUCCAAAUCUACUGGACCCUUCUCCGAGAAGAAGACUAUAUUUCACAAGAUUUUCCACUCGAUCGACAAAUCUAUUUCUCUUAGCGCUACCCAGGAUGCCAUUGAUUCAUUACUUUGCAGCGCCUUCUUUAAUCCAGCCGUCCCAUGUAACUGCGUUAGUGCUGCAUCCUUGGGUAUAAAGGAAGCUCUUUCCCUAGCAGACGGCAUAGAUAAUGAGAGGCUUUUACGUGCGAUUGCAGUUCGAAACCCCCAUUUAAAUAUCCUGUGGACAGCUGCUAUCUGUACUGGCCAGGCGGCAACACUGCUGCGCCUGGCUCUCAAACGCCUCCCACCUAUCUGCCUUGUCGCUGCAUUCUGGACAAACACCACCCAAUCAUUCCUCCAAAUAGCAUAUGAUCUUGACUGCGCAACAGUGCAAAAUAUAAAUCGUGCUGAGGAGUUCAAAACAUCUUUCUUCUGCAGGCCGCACGCAUCUGUACCAUGGGCACCUUCUCCACCCUUUGGUACGACAAACACCCAGAACCUUAGCCUCGAGGUUAGGGCACAUAUUAGCCACAGGCACAAUCCUCAAUCCUGGAGAAUAUUCUGGGUAUUGAAAAAUGGAGCGAGGAUCCCAGCAGGCGCACAGCAUCAGGUUAAUCCUUGUUGUGUUUCUAUCGCCCAAGACGCCGGUAGUCGCGAACUUUCCCGAGAGGAAGCUUUCGAAAACAUUACAUCUUACAAAACUGACCCAAGCCAUAGCGUGCCCAAUAAACAGAUGGAUGAUGAGCAAUCAUGGGAUGCAACGUCUCGACUAUUCAAUUGGCAUAGGAAUCACGACGAUGGCAUUUGGCUUGAUGAUGGCGGUGGCGAUAUUGAAAUUAUACGUCGCAUUCAAUUGCACCCCUGGGUCGUGGACCCGUUCGACGAUAAUGGUCAAGAUGAGCCAGUAGAGGCGGACAACCAUCGGGAAUUGGAUCGUGAUAGCAUUAUACAAUGGCGCUCGAAGGUGGAGAAUCAUCGACAGUCAGGGGAUAUCUCUUCGCCAUGA
Molecule: messenger RNA, 1974 nt
Organism: Aspergillus heteromorphus CBS 117.55
Lineage: Eukaryota; Fungi; Ascomycota; Eurotiomycetes; Eurotiales; Aspergillaceae
Exons: 2
Coding region: 1-1974 (657 amino acids)
Source: RefSeq, a predicted model, not a curated record